Lachancea meyersii CBS 8951 is the source of this 513-nucleotide messenger RNA. The record is from the annotation of a GenBank genome assembly. NCBI's taxonomy places the organism in Eukaryota, Fungi, Ascomycota, Saccharomycetes, Saccharomycetales, Saccharomycetaceae.
AUGAAAGAACUGUUUGAUUUGACCACUCAGCUGGCCUGUUACAAGGGCUACCACAGCAAUGACACCAAUGUGCAGAUCCACGCAGUAUUUGUGCCCUUGAUUCUAUUCUCAUCAAUGGUGAUUCUGCAUCAUGUGGAGAUCUGGUCGGGUUGGACUUUGACGCAUUUUUUGGCAGCCACGUUUGCAGGCUACUAUUUAGUACUUGAUUUGAAAGCAGGCGCACUCGCGGCUUGCAUAUUGGCGAGCACAGUGAAGGGCAUAGACGUAGGAGUUUUGGAAAUUCCCGUCAAAUGGGCGGUUUUGGUAUUCGCAACGGGAUGGUUUGCGCAGUUUUACGGCCAUGCUGUUUUUGAGCGUCGCAGACCGGCAGUGGUGGACAAUUUGGUGCAGAGCUUAAUAACGGCUCCGUUUCUGAUUCUUUUCGAGCUGUUGUUUGCGUUGGGAUAUUACAAAGCGCUCCGGGUGGAGAUAAUGCAAAAGGUUACGGGGGACAAGAACCAAAAACCACAUUGA